Molecule: messenger RNA, 2325 nt
Organism: Pangasianodon hypophthalmus (striped catfish)
Lineage: Eukaryota; Metazoa; Chordata; Actinopteri; Siluriformes; Pangasiidae
Gene: cfi
Product: complement factor I
Exons: 17
Coding region: 46-2121 (691 amino acids)
Biological process (GO): proteolysis
Cellular component (GO): membrane
Molecular function (GO): protein binding; serine-type endopeptidase activity
Source: RefSeq, a predicted model, not a curated record
GACAGAGAGGAGAGAUAGAAGGAUAUAGAAGGAUAUAGAGAUAGAAUGAUGAGGAUUACACUCGUUCUUCUUCUCUCUGUCCUCCUGCUGCAGCUCGGGUGCACGGAGCGACAGCCGAAGUUCACAGACGACGUGCCCAGUCAAGAUGCCGUGACUGAACAACAUGCCAAGGUUCACCUGGAACAGGUAGUAGAAGACCCACCGGUGCCUGAUCUUCCAAACACACAUCGUGAGGUACAGGUAGAUCCAGAGGAGGAUUCUGCCCAUGAAAGCAGACGCCCAUUGGAGCCGAAACCUGAAUUAAACCCUCCAGCUCCACCUCCUCGCCGUAAAGACCCGCCCCCCAAACUGCUGUCAGAGGAGUGUGUGUCUGAGAAACACACUCGCUCGUCCUGCGCUAAAGUGUUCUGCCUGCCGUGGCAGCGCUGCAUCAACGGUCAGUGUGUGUGUAAACUGCCCUAUCAGUGUCCACGGUUCGGACCCGCGGUGUGUGGACUGGACGGGAGGAGAUUCCUGUCUCUGUGCCAGGCUCAGGCCAUCGCCUGCCGAGACAAAAAACCCAUGUUCUCUCACUACUUACAGCUCGGAGAGUGUGCGGAGGACUCUUUUAAAGUGGAGUUGCGGGAGCUGAAGGGUCAGAAGGUGGUUCAGGUGAGCACAGUUAAAAAGACAUUUCUGAUCUGUGGUUCGGACUCGUGGAACAUGGCAGCCGCUAACGUCGUCUGCAGACACACCGAAAAGGACCCCAGAGGAGCGCUGGCGUUGAGGACGAGCGAGUUUAAGGACCUGGUGGAAGGGCGUGGCUUGACCAAAGUGCACAAGUGUAUGAGUGUGAGGUGUACGGGGGCGGAGCAUACCCUGGCCGAGUGUGUACUCUACAAACCUCGCCUCAUCAGUGACAACACAUCUGUUGCUACGGUAACAUGCUACACGAAACAACAAGCACAGGAAGAGUGUGACAAGUUCCGCUGUGUGAAUGAGAAGUGUGUGUCACUGGAACACGUCUGUGACGGAGUGGACGACUGCGGCGACAACAGCGAUGAAAUGUGCUGCACAGGUUGCCAAAAGGGUGCUUUCUACUGUAAAACGGGAGUGUGUCUUCCACGCUACGCCGUCGGAGAUCAGAUACGCGAUUGUUUAGGAGGCGAAGACGAACACGAAACGUCGACACAUGUCAGUGAGGUUCUUCCUAGAUCAGAUUCACAAACGGGACGGUUACUGCAAGAAGCAGUACAGAAAGUGGUGAAACCUGAAAAAGAGAUCUGGUCGAAUCCUACAGAAGAUAUUCAUAAAGCACGCAAUCACACAGAGACCCUGGAGUGUGGAAUUCCCAACUUAGACUACAUUCAUAAGACGGAGGAAGAGACACAAUACAGACGCACUAAACGCGUGGUGGGGGGCGAGGAAGCUCUGCCGACUCAGAUACAGUGGCAGGUGGCCGUGCAGGAAGACGGAAAAAUCCACUGCGGCGGCGCUUACCUGGGCGGGUGCUGGGUUCUGACCGCCGCCCACUGUGUCAGGCAGAAGCCCCAGGCGUUCCGGAUUAAAUUCUCUCUGUGGAAGAAGCUGUCUCUGCUGAGCACCACCGACAGCGUCCCUGUGAAGAACAUCAUCAUUCACCGCGAGUACAACCCGCGCACCUAUCAGAACGACAUCGCGCUCAUCCAGCUGGAGGAACUGGCCCAUCAGAAGGAGUGUCUAACCCCGAACCCGGCCGUGCGGCCCGUCUGUGUCCCCUGGUCAACGGAGCAGUUUCCUCCCGGCCACACCUGCACCAUCUCCGGCUGGGGACGCAACAAACAGGGAGACAGUGUGAACAUACUGAAGUGGGCCAACGUGAGUCUCAUCCCUUACUGCAGGUCCUACUACAAGGAACGCUUCUUCGAUGGAAUGAUGUGUGCAGGUGAUCUGGAGGGGAAUGUGGACUCGUGCCAGGGCGACUCCGGAGGCCCGUUAGUGUGUAAGGAUGCGAGCGGCGUGUCGUACGUGUGGGGAGUCGUGAGCUGGGGAGAAAAGUGCGGAGAAGCCGGCUACCCCGGAGUGUACACUAAAGUGGCUCACUACUUCGAGUGGAUUCGGCAGCACACCGGCUGGCAAGCAGUAACCAAGUACAAUCAGUGAAUUCUCGCUAAUAACGCUAAUAACGUAGAUGAAAUUGACAUGGAUUCGGUAUUUUAAAGUAAACGCCUUGUUUUCUUUAGAAUUCUUGCUACACUUACAGCAACGUUAUGUUGGUAUAAAAUUGAAACAGAUGGCCGUACGACAUGACGGCUGAUUCCUUCAAUAUUUCAUGUCAUGCUUCUCAUUAAAAGUCUUACAAACCAA